Messenger RNA from Ictidomys tridecemlineatus (thirteen-lined ground squirrel), 1284 nucleotides. It is a transcript of the gene Nnat, whose product is annotated as neuronatin. Lineage: Eukaryota; Metazoa; Chordata; Mammalia; Rodentia; Sciuridae. The record is from RefSeq and is a predicted model, not a curated record. Gene Ontology annotation, cellular component: cytoplasm. Gene Ontology annotation, biological process: positive regulation of insulin secretion; brain development.
CACGACCGCUGCGGCAGUACGCCCAACAGCGGACUCCGAGAGAUCAGCAGAUCUCGGCGAACCCUUACUCUCUCGACUACCCUCUCGGGACUCUCGGAACCAUGGCGGCAGUGGCAGCGGCCUCGGCUGAACUGCUCAUCAUCGGCUGGUACAUCUUCCGCGUGCUGCUGCAGGUGUUCCUGGAAUGCUGCAUUUACUGGGUAGGAUUCGCUUUUCGAAAUCCUCCAGGGACACAGCCCAUUGCGAGAAGUGAGGUGUUCAGGUACUCCCUGCAGAAGCUGGCGUACACGGUGUCCCGGACCGGGCGGCAGGUGCUGGGGGAGCGCCGGCAGCGAGCCCCCAACUGAGGCCGCAGCUCCCAGCCCUGGGCGGCCGUAUCAUCAGGUGCUCCUGUGCAGCUCAACCAGCAUGGGAGCCAGCGCCGCGCAGGAAUGGGGGGUCCCCUGUGCUCCCUCGCCAGAGGAGCACUUGCCAAGGUCAGUGAGGGGCUGGUAGGCCCCCGGAGAAGCAGCACCGGCAAUUUUGACAAUACUAGAUCCCUUCCCAACCCAUUUGCACCUGCCCCUCUGCAGGUGGGGUGGGGAUUGAGAGGGGUGGGGGGAGCAGACCCCCGAGAUCUGGGCGUAGACAUCUCAUUCUGAUCUGGACCAAGUCGGGACAGCACUAUCCAAGCCCCCGAGCUGCGGCCAUGCCAACAGGCCCCACCAAGGAGAUCCAAACACCACACCAGCCAGCAGAAUGGACAUUCCAACAGCACCAGCUGAAGCCCUGAAUCUCAAUGCAGCAGAGGAGGCGCCAACUGUGUUGCCAGUGGCGGGACUGGAGGGCAUGGGCAGUGAAGGAGGGGGGUUAAGAAACAGAGUGGGGCCCUGUCACCGUCCCUUGCCUACAGUGUGCCCCGGCGAGCAUUCCAGCCCUGCUGCCUCUGCUCCCUCCAUUCCUCUUUUCUCCUCACUGAUUCCCAAGCCCACCCUAUCCCCACAAAAUGUGUCACUUAAUUUGGACCUGUAAAACCAAUAAAAGAAUCCCAUCUUUGUACUAAACUAUUCUCCGAGCCCCCUGCCCCUCACUGAUCUUGCUUUCCCAGGUCUCACGCAGUUGUGGUCAAUAUUGUGAUAAUCGCUAAUUGUACUGAUUGUUUAAGUGUGCGUUAGUUGUGUCUCCCCAGCUAGAUUGUAAGCUCCUGGAGGACAGGGACCGCCUCUACAAAAAAUAAAAAAACAGUACCUCCCCCGACUCGCACAGUGUCCUAGGACCCUGCGGGUCGGUGGAGGCGCACCAAAA